This is a messenger RNA of Dipodomys ordii (Ord's kangaroo rat), 1737 nucleotides long. RefSeq names its product podocalyxin-like 2 (gene Podxl2). The record is from RefSeq and is a predicted model, not a curated record. The coding region runs from base 1 to 1737 and encodes 578 amino acids. The transcript has 11 exons. NCBI's taxonomy places the organism in Eukaryota, Metazoa, Chordata, Mammalia, Rodentia, Heteromyidae.
AUGGCACAAACGCUGAGGGAACAUCUUCCCCAGCACCACCUCACGGUGGUCUCGGUGCGAGGCUGUGCCCCCUGCCAACCUGUGCGCUACGCACUCUGCAGCCAUCUUGUCACCUGCGGGAGUGAGCGAUUCCAGGGCGGGGGCAGGCAGGAGAACAGGAGACAGGCCGGAGAAACAGACCCUGAACUAGAAGGAGUAAGUGCAAAGAUCCGAACGGCAAAGGAGGUCCUCACGUACUGGAAAUUGCUAGAAGCUCCAAAUUUGAGGCAUGGGCCCGGCAGCUUGGCCCUGUGCGGUGCAGGCGGCGUCCGGACCACGCGCAGGCCCGGCAGGUGCGGAGCGUCCCUGGGCGCCUGUGCCCCGGGCACCGAUGAGCCCAGCCCCGAGGGCCUCACCUCCACCUCGCUACUGGACCUGCUGCUGCCCACCGGCCUCGGACCGCUGGAGCCAGAGGAGCCCAGCGAGGCCCCCGGCUCCGGCUAUCCCAGCGAGGACAGCGAGGAGUCCCGCAUCCUGCAGCCCCCCCAGUACUUCUGGGAGGAGGAGGAGACGCUGAACGGCUCCGCCUUGGACCUGGGUCCCACUGCAGACUACAUUUUCCCAGACCUGACGGGCAAGGCGGCCUCUCCGGAGGACCCCGACCUCCCCUCCGCUCUGCCCAAGAUGAGCCUGGCUGAGCCUCCCUGGCAUCUGCCUCUGGAAGAGGAAGAGGAGGAGGAGGAGGAGGAGAGGGAGAAGGAAGAAGUGGAAAAGGAGGAGGAGGAGGAGGAAGAGGAGGAGGAGGAGGAACUGCUCCCUGUGAGCAGGUCCCAGGAGGAAGCCCCGACGCUGGCCACCUCUCCCAGCACCACCGGCCGCAGUCAGGAGGAUCCUGGGGACCAGGCCGUGCCCCGAGCCGAGAUGGAAAGCACUGUGCAGCCCAGCCUGGCGCCGCCCUCAGCCACCCCAAGUCCAGCGUCCCCGGAGGGUCUGGACAUCACCGGUCGGGAGGCCGGGCCCGGGGCCGAGCUCCAGGCAGCCCAGGAGGCGGGCGCCGGGGCCACCGCCGGGACCUGGCCUUCCCCGGCAGGAGGCAGGGCUGUACCGCCCACAGAGGGCCCCCGGUACCCUGGCUCUCCAGCCUCCUUCCCACCCACCCCCCAAGACUCAGACCCCACACCUUCUUCCACCGCCCCGAGGCAAGGAGACCCCAGCCGGCAGCCCUGGGACUCUGCUCAGGUGAUCUGCAAGGACUGGAGCAAUCUGGCUGGGAAGAGCUACGUCAUUCUGAACAUGACAGAAAAUGUAGACUGUGAGGCGUUCCGGCGGCACCGGGGCCUGCAGCUGCUGGCGCUGGUGGAGGAGGCGCUGCCCGGCCGGGGCCGCGACGCCUGGCGCAUCUCCCUGAGCAAGCCCAGCGAGAAGGAGCAGCACCUGCUGAUGACGCUGGUGGGCGAGCAGGGGGUGGUGCCCACCCAGGAUGUGCUCUCCGUGCUGGGCAGCAUCCGCCAGAGCCUGGAGGAGAUUGGAAUCCAGAACUACUCCACCACCAGCAGCUGCCAGGCGCGGGCCACCCAGGUGCGCAGCGACUACGGGACGCUGUUCGUGGUGCUGGUGGUCAUCGGCGUCGUCUGCUUCCUCAUCAUCGUGCUGGGCCUGCUCUACAACUGCUGGCAGCGCCGGCUGCCCAAGCUUGAGCGCGUGGUGAGCGCGGCGGGCGCAGCCGGGCCGCCCGAGACCGCGUGGGCCUCUGCUUGA